UGCUGCUGUCAUAGAGUUUCCUAUAUGGCUGCUGUUGGGCUGCUGCUGUGGUCUUUGCGGCAUGCGUUCGUGUGGUCGCCCUGAGUUGGAUGUGCUAGCCCUCACCGUCGGCCGUCGACUUCGCUAUGGCGCUUGCAAAGCUGAAAGGCCGCUCCACCAAGUUCAAUCAGGACAUUCUUCUCGAGACUGACCAAAAUGGUGACAAAAUAUCACUGUGGUGCCGUCAAGCAAACGAAGCAACUGGCUUUUGUGUUUUGUGCGACAGCAGCAUUAACUGCAGGCAGCACGGCGUAACGGCUAUAAGGCGGCAUGCCGCCACAAAGCGCCACAUUGACUCUGCCAAUCAGCACCGAGACACUUCAGGUGUCCUACAAAGACCGAAGACUACUCAGUCAACUCUGGAAUUAACAAGCCAACGAAACAUUCCACUGAAUGACCAAGUGACACACGCAGAGACACUUUUUGUCCUUGGUAUGACACUAAAGGGCAUUCCGUAUUCGUGGGCAGACACAGCAACUGACUUGUAUCCAAAAAUGUUCCCGGAUUCAGAAAUAGCCAAGAAAUUUUCCUGCAAGAGGUCCAAAACCUCUUACAUUGUUUCUGACGGCCUGGGUUCAUACUUCAAGAAGCUUGUGGUCGACGAGCUCAACAAGGCAGACGUGUUUUAUUCUAUUGCCAUAGAUGAAACCCCUAUUCCAGAGCAAAGGUGCCAGCAGCUUGAUGUGGUGGUUAGAUAUUUCUCUGACAAAGCGCAGCAGGUAGUAGUGGAGCACCUGCAGUCGUACCGGCUGGGUUCCGCAACAGCAGAAAUUUUGGCAGGUGAGAUCCAGAAAGCAAUGAUGGACCUUCCGCAGAAGAACUUCAUUUGCUUUUUUACCGAUGGUCCAAAUGUAAUGAAAAGCUUGAAGAAAAUGCAAGAGGCUUACCCGAAUAUCAUCGACUUAGGAGAGUGCUGCCUGCACAAAGUGCACAACUCGUUUGCUCGAGGAUUGAAUGCCUUUGGGUCGGACAUCGAAGGGGUUGUGAUAGAUGUUUAUUACUUUUUUAAGAAUUCAGCUGUGCAGAGCGCAGCAAUGAAAGCGGAACAAGUGACACUUGGUCUUCCUGAAACUGUAUUUUUGCGCCAUGUGAGCUCAAGGUGGCUCACUUUGGGGCCUGCUGUUGAUCGCUUGAUAGAGCAGUAUCCUGCUGUGAAGAAAGUCCUGUUGUCAGACACAUCCGGUCGCACAGGAGGCCAGUUGCGUGAACGACUGAGGAAGGUGUUCUCUGACAAGACCUUCUAUGCCAAGCUCCUCUUCAUUAGGAACGUUUCUGAAAUUUUUGUUUCAUUCCUAUCACUCCUACAGGGAAGUGAACCACUGGUGCAUCGACUCUAUGAAGAGAUGGUGUUUCUCGUUCAGAAGCUGCUUGGUCGCUUUAUGAAAACCGAAGCUUACCGUACAGUUAACGGCAAGGACUUGCCACGUUUGGAUGUUCAUUGUUCUGCAAUGUGGAAGGCUGUUGUGGAAGUUGGUGGAGACACAGAAGCAGCUAUGUCCCAGUGGGAACCAGCCCAGAAAAAGGCUUUUCGGUUGGGUGCCCGAAGUUUCUACUUAAAAGCCACAGAACAUCUGCUAUCACGACUGCCCUUUGGGAACAUGGCACUGCGGAGCCUACGUUGCCUUUCUCCUAAGGCCAGGGAGGAGGAGUCAUCAGAAGCUGAAAUGAGGUGCUUAGCUGCAAAGCUGCCUCAGGUGAUACAGCCAAGCGAAAUCUCAACCCUGAUGGAUGAGUAUACAGUUUUUCAACUGGAGACAGUUGAAAGUGCUCCAAGGGUUGAUAAAUAUUGGCAGGUCAUCUUUGACUUAAAAAAGAGUGAUGGCUCGCACAAGUAUCCACUACAUAAUAAAGUGGUAAAGGCUUUGCUGAGCAUUCCCCAUGGAAAUGCAGAUGUCGAAAGGGGUUUUAGUGAGAAUCGUAGACUUCUUCAUGACAGGGCGCGGCUAACGGUAGAGAGCAUCAAUGGGAUACGUCAUGUUGUGUCCUAUGGCAAGCGUUUCCAUAGUGACCCCAGCCGUUUCAGCAUUACGCCUGAGGUUGUUAGAGUUGUGCGAAACGCAAAGAAACUGUACUCUGAACGCAUUGCUUCUGAGGAAGAGCAGUCAGCGAAGCGGCAACGCAAGGCAGAUGAGGCAGGCUCGAGCAGCGGUGAUCAAGCAGACCAUCAAAAGGAAGUAGAAACCGCAAGGAAGAUGCUAACAAAUGCUGAACUUUUAAUUAGCCGUGGCCUCAAGUCAAAGGACUUUGCUGACAUUGAAAGUGGCAGUUCUCUUCUGGCUGAGGGCAAAUCUAGGCUUGCAGUGUCCCUUCAAAAGAUGGCUGAUAGUAAAAGGAGAAAAGUGGCUGCACGCACGUGAAGUACUUUUCUGGGGUUUCACGGUAGUUUUGUGGACACAAGCCUGACUGAUGUUGAAACUUGUGCGAAUUUUCUUCAUUGGACUUUUUAGUGGGCCGUUUAUUAGAGCACAUAACCAGAAUUUUCUUCAUAUUUAUUGUUGUGCUUCUGUAUAUUCAUAAUGUCUGCUUAAACUUAGAAGAUAUGUUUUCAUCAAUGGGGUUCUCUGUCAAGGUACUAUUGUUCCCGCCGUGGUAUGUUUAGGUCCGCACAGUUAGUCAUGCAGUUUCACUCAAGUGAGUGUAUUCUGUGCAUUUUUUUCUUUUUUUGUUAAAGGUUUUUUCGCUAGUCAAGCUGC
Molecule: messenger RNA, 2732 nt
Organism: Dermacentor albipictus
Lineage: Eukaryota; Metazoa; Arthropoda; Arachnida; Ixodida; Ixodidae
Source: RefSeq, a predicted model, not a curated record